AUGUCGUCCUUCUUCACAGCCCCAGGUGCGCACAAGAAGCGCAAAAGGCCGUCUGCACCCGAACAUCCCAAGAAACGUGCGUCGCCGAUAAGUACUUCCAAGCCCAACGGCAAGUCAAAGGGCCCCACCACCACCACAAAGCGAGGCGAUAGAGACGAAUCCGCCUCGGACAGCGAUUCCGAUGACGACCAAAGCUUUGAGGGUGUUUCCGACAAGGGUGACGAUGUGGACGACCGGAGCGAGUCUGAUGAAGAGGAGGAGACAGCUGCAGAGCGCAGAUUGCGGCUAGCAGAACGCUACCUUGAGAAUGUGAAAGAGACGGUGGACGAGGCAGGUUUCGACGCCGCCGAUAUUGACAGGGACCUCAUUGCCGAGCGAUUGCAAGAAGAUGUUGCCGAGGGGAAAGGUCGGGUAUACCGUCAAUUGGCGGCAGAGUUGGACAUUAGCAGCGGGAUCAGGAUAUUUUCUCGAUGCCAGUCCAAGUCGGUCACCGCCAUUGCGUCGACAGCGCCAUACGUCUACACCGUCACGAAGGACUUGUAUCUGCACAAAUGGAGGAUGCAGGACCUGCCGCAACACCAAUUCCCCCAGUCGACGAAACGGAAACCGAAGAAGCCACAAGCCCCUCCGAGGAGAAAGCCCGUCCUGGAGCAGUGGAUCAAGGGUGACUUCAAAAAAUCACGGGAAAGAGGAUACAUGAGGCAUACAGGCCAGAUUCUCGCAGUCGCUGCAUCCUCUGACGGCAAGUUUGUCGUCACAGGUGGUCAAGACAGGAAGCUCAUCAUCUACGACGCCCCCACGCUCAAGCCGCUCAAGGUUUUGACGCAUCACCGCGACGCUAUUACCGGUCUGGCGUUUCGCCGCGGGACGAAUCAGCUCUACAGUUGUGCGCGCGAUCGCACAGUCAAGGUCUGGAGUCUGGACGAGAUGGCCUACAUUGAGACCUUGUUCGGCCACCAGGACGUUGUGGUGGACAUUGAUGCCCUUGCACAAGAACGCUGCGUAAGUGUUGGUGCGCGCGACCGAACGGCACGCCUGUGGAAGGUCAUGGAGGAGACUCAGCUCGUCUUUCGCGGAGGCGCCACGGACAAAAAGUCUGUGCCACCGGGCAUUGACCCGCGUUCCCUCUCCAACGAGGGCAGCAUGGACCGCAUCGCCAUGAUCGACGACGACCUCUUCAUCACCGGCAGUGACAACGGCGCUCUGUGUCUAUGGAGUGUUCAGAAGAAGAAGCCCGUGUACAUCGAGCCCCUGGCCCAUGGACACGACCCAGCCAUGUUACCAUCUGAGGUAUCCGCUUCCAAGAACCCCAAGGAGGAGGAGGUGCCGCCUCCUUCAGCCCGAUGGGUAACGGCGUUGAAAACGAUCCCCUAUUCAGACGUGUUUUUUAGCGGAAGCUGGGAUGGGUACAUUCGCGUAUGGCGGUUGAGCGAUGACAAGAGGAGUUUCGAGUCACUGGGCGUGCUCUCCAACGAUGGAUCCGACAACGGGUCGCUUGUCCCAAACGGAGACGCGCAGCAGACGGGGCCUAUCCAAGGCGUGAUCAACGAUAUCACCCUCUUCGAGCGAGGGGAUAGGGGCAAGGAUGGCGUCUGUGUAGUGGCCGCAGUCGCUCAGGAGCACCGUCUCGGGCGGUGGAGGACGUGGAACAAGGCGAGGAACGGUUGUUUGAUUUUCGAGGUACCUCGCAUGAAGGGCAUCACCACAAAUGGCGUUGACGGGAGUUCAGAGGAUUCGGGCGACGAGUAA
This is a messenger RNA of Emericellopsis cladophorae, 1749 nucleotides long. RefSeq names its product putative WD repeat-containing protein-like protein. NCBI's taxonomy places the organism in Eukaryota, Fungi, Ascomycota, Sordariomycetes, Hypocreales, Bionectriaceae. Gene Ontology annotation, molecular function: protein binding; snoRNA binding. The transcript has a single exon. Bases 1 to 1749 code for a protein of 582 amino acids. Gene Ontology annotation, cellular component: small-subunit processome. The record is from RefSeq and is a predicted model, not a curated record.